Messenger RNA from Phoenix dactylifera (date palm), 2455 nucleotides. The record is from RefSeq and is a predicted model, not a curated record. Lineage: Eukaryota; Viridiplantae; Streptophyta; Magnoliopsida; Arecales; Arecaceae.
GAAGGGCGGAUCCGGUUGAGAAAUUCUUAGUCGACGCGUCUCUUGCCUCCCGGUUCCUCGCCUCACAGCGCGAUAGGAGGGAGGGAGAGGAGAUAUGGAGAGAGGGGCGAGCCGAGCGCGGCAGAACGCGAUGAGGUCCGGGCUGGUGGUUGUGGGAGCCAUAGCGUUCGGCUACCUCUCCUUCCAGGUGGGCUUCAAGCCCUUCCUCGACCGGGCUCAGGAGGCCAUGGAGAUAACCCUCCCCGUCGACCGCGAAGCCGGCCAGCAAGAAGAACGACGGUCGCCGCCUUCCGAUACUACCAUCUCCUUCUCCCAAGAUGAAGAAGAUUUAGGGAGUGAUGCAUCAGGGGAGCUUCGUCACAUUCUUUUGCAUCUUGUUACCAAUGCCAUUUUGAGUCCACCUGUCAACUGUUGCAUAAGCUGCAUUGCUCCAUUGUAAAAGCUCCACUUCGGGCCAGUUCAAUGGCCAAAGAAGAAGGAGAAGAGGAGGAGGAGGAGGAGCAAGAAGAAGAAGAACUCGGUGCGGGCAGCCAAAUAGGUCUUUAUGCAUAAAAAUAAUUAUAAUUAGAACCAUGAAAAAUAUGUUAUAUGCGAUGGAUUGUUUUGGCUAGCUCGUGGAUACUAUGACACGUUAGUGUCAUGCUUUCCAGAUCAAAAUUGAGUAAUUAUAGAUUGUCCGGAUUGAAAAGUCUGAUACUAUGCACAAUAACUUAACUGUUCUGAGGGAACAUUUGGUCUUGGAGUAAUUUUGGAAGGAGGGAGCGGCGUUUAUACGAUGCCUCCUAUUGGCAGGAGGCUUUCUUGUUCCUCCAUUAUCUCCAUUAUUGUCUUAUAAGCUGAUCGCAUACUAAUUUUACGUGGGAUUUCUGAAGGAUGGAAUUAGACUAGCAUGAUUCUACUGAAGUUUAAAAUAUUGUUAAACUGAAAGUGUUCAUUUAGUGUUAAAGAAAUGACUUCCAUGAGUUUGGCAUGUAUCUCGUUUUGGUUAGUAAAGGAUUAUUUGCCAACUGCCUUGAAUGGUAAGCAUCUAAGCAGCGAAGUACUUACCAAAAUUACAGGAAACCUGUUUCCCACUCAACUAGAGUCUCACAGGAAACUAAAUUGGGAAUGAUGCGAUACUUUUGAGUAACUUUCUGAGAAUCUUGGAUUUGAAAAAAGAAGAAGGAAAUUUCUAUUAAUUGGGUUCUUGAUGAUAACGUAUGAAAAGGACAUGGCAAGGAGGGGGGAGAGGGUGGGAGGGAAGGGAAGAAAGUCUUAAGUAAAAAUUUCUCCUUGUAGGUCUUGAUAGAAAACCAUUGUGAUAAAUCAUAUCUUUUAUUUGUUUUCUUGUAGGAGAGUAAAUAUUAGCAAAAGAGGACUCCUUAUCAAUAUUCAUGAAUUAAUUUGUAGCUAUUUAUCAAAUUUCGCAACUCGAGAAUUCAGUGCAAAUCCAUUUAAAACUAGUUUACUAAUGGUUUUCCUAUGAUUCCUAUGCAUUUUUAACAUCCGUUUUGCAUAAUACUUUUGCUUUCUUUAUGAUCACAUUUCCCAUUUCCUACAUUAGGGUCUUUUAUUGACCAUCAUUUUCCAUUUCUUGGAUUUGCAUUGUUUCUUGCAUCUAUCUGCUAUAUUAUAGUGAGAACUCUUAGAGUUGGGCACAUGGAGCACUAAAGGUGUGGAGCCUGUGCUCUAAAUAUGUAGGAGAAAACCCAAUGUGCAUCUCACCAUAUUCCUCUUUUCUUUUUUGGGUUUUAUCCUUUCUCAUCGUUCCUCUUUUCUUUUUUGACAUCUCGAUCAACUUAUCUUUAUCUCUCAAUAAAUUCAGUUUUUCUUCUUUAAGGAGUUCUGGAAAAGAAGUAUAAAAAUAGAUGAUAACUGCCACUAUUUCUAGGAUUUUCAAUAUAUAUAUGCUCUCACGUGCAUACCACAUGCCAAAGACCUGUUUCCUCUAAUGGCAACUAUGAAAUUUACACCCUCCCCCUUCAGAGGGCUUUCUUGCCUCUACCAUAACAUCCUUUCUUCAUUAUUUCACUGAGUAAUGGAAUGAUUGGGUUUUUUUUUUAUCUGCACCUGUUCUUGUAAAAACACAAUAAUGGUUCUUAUGUAUUCGGUAGUGCAUCCUUUUCCUCAGCUCAUUCGUGAGUUAUCAACUCUACUCUUUAGUAGAUGCAGCACCAUUGUGCUUUUAUGCAUAUGGUGAUACAAAUCUUGCUAUGUGUGCAUCGCCUACCACACUGAAUUGUCAAAUCCAUCAAUCAAAACAGUUGUCAAACUGUAACCAGAAAAAAAAAAAAAAAGAGGGGUCCACUUCUCUAUCUGAUUAUUUUCCUAGUCUAGAUUGCAAUUGCUUUAGAACUAUCUUGCAUGACCAGAAGAACCCUCUUUUGAUAGCUUUAAUAUAUAUGAAUACAUGGACAGGCCUUAAAGGAACUUGUUAAGUUUGUUAAUGUGUUGUAUAUCCGUGAUACGGGAUCCC